CCUGAGGUUCUCCCGAGGUCCCCCCAAGGUUCCUGAGGUUCUCCUGAGGUUCCCGAGGUCCCCCCAGGGCUGUCCCGUGCCCCUCCCGCAGCUCGGCUCCCAUGCCCGGCCCGCGAUGGAGCUCGGAGGGGACGCGGUGCCCUGCGGGAAGGACAAAUUCAUCUCCAGGAAUGAGCUGCUCCUGCACCUGAAGACCUACAACAUCUACUACGAGGGGCAGAACCUGCAGCUGCGGCACCGGGAGGAGGAGGGGGAGCUGAUCGUGGAGGGGCUGCUGAACAUCUCGUGGGGGCUGCGCCGCCCCAUCCGCCUGCAGAUGCAGGACGACAACCAACGCAUCCGCCCGCCGCCCUCCUCCUCCUCCUGGCACUCGGGCUGCAACCUGGGCGCCCACGGGUCCGUGCUGAAGCCCAGCACCCUGCCGGACAUCCCUCUGGCCGAUGGAGACAGCGCGCCCGGCAUGGAGAACCCCGGGAACGGCGCAGCCCCCAGGCCGGCGGAGGAGGCUCCACAGCUGAUGAGAACCCGCAGCGACGUCGGCGUCCGGCCCCGCGGCAGCGCCCGCACGCCCGGGGAGCAGCGGCGGCUGCGCCGGCACCGCUUCUCCAUCAACGGCCACUUCUACAACCACAAGACCUCGGUGUUCACUCCCGCCUACGGCUCCGUCACCAACGUGCGCAUCAACAGCACCAUGACCACGCCGCAGGUGCUCAAACUGCUCCUCAACAAGUUCAAGAUCGAGAACUCUGCAGAGGAGUUUGCUCUGUACAUGGUGCACACGAGUGGAGAGAAGCAGAAGCUGCGCGGCAGCGAUUUCCCCCUGCUCGCCCGCAUCCUGCAGGGCCCCUGCGAGCAGGUGUCCAAGGUGUUCCUCAUGGAGAAGGACCAGGUGGAAGAGGUCACCUACGACGUCGCCCAGUACAUCAAAUUUGAGAUGCCCAUCCUCAGGAGCUUCAUCCAGAAGCUGGAGGAGGAGGAGGAUCGGGAAGUGAAGAAGCUGAAGCACAAAUAUUCCAUCCUGCGGCUGAUGAUCGAGCAGAGGCUGGAGGAGAUUUCCGAGGGCCCCACGGCGAUGUGAGCGUCCGUGGGAUGCUCGGCACCGAAUUCCCAACCCCAAAAUCUCUCGAAUUCCAACCCCAAAAUCUGCCAGUGAAUCACCGAAUCCCAACCCCAAAAUCUCCCGAAUUCCAACCCCAAAAUCUCCCCGUGAAUCACCAAAUUCCAAUCCCAAAAUCUCCUGGUGAAUCACCAAAUCCCAAACCCAAAAUCUCCCGAAUUCCAAUCCCAAAAUCUCCCAGUGAAUCACCAAAUCCCAAACCCAAAA
Molecule: messenger RNA, 1324 nt
Organism: Pseudopodoces humilis (Tibetan ground-tit)
Lineage: Eukaryota; Metazoa; Chordata; Aves; Passeriformes; Paridae
Gene: RASSF2
Product: Ras association domain family member 2
Biological process (GO): regulation of non-canonical NF-kappaB signal transduction; positive regulation of JNK cascade; positive regulation of protein kinase activity
Cellular component (GO): cytoplasm; nucleus
Source: RefSeq, a predicted model, not a curated record